AUGCAGAAGAAGGAGCAUAGGGUCGGGAGCCUGGCAGCGUGUGCGUUCCGGUACAAUGGGCUCUCCUUUGUCUACCUCAUCUACCUCUUGCUCAUCCCCCUGUUCUCGGAACCAACAAAAGCAACGAUGCAAGGACAUACGGGCCGGUUAUUAAAGUCUCUGUGCUUCACCAGUCUUUCCUUCCUGUUGCUUCACAUCAUUUUCCACAUCACGUUGGCCAGUCUGGAAGCUCAACAUCGUAUCGGACCUGGUUACAACUGCUCAACAUGGGAAAAGACAUUUCGGCAGAUUGGCUUUGAAAGCUUAAAGGGAGCUGAUGCCGGCAAUGGGAUCAGAGUGUUUGUGCCUGAUAUCGGGAUGUUCAUUGCUAGUCUGACCAUCUGGCUCGUCUGCAGGAACAUCGUUCAGAAACCCGUGACCGAAGAAGGAGCACAGUAUAACUCGGAGUUUGAAAAUGAAGAAUUGGCCGGAGGAGAAAAAAUAGAUCCAGAAGAGGCACUGAUCUACGAAGAGGAUUUAGAUGAAGGAGACGGUGUGGAAGGCGAGGUGGAAGAGAGCACAAAGUUAAAAAUGUUCCGCAGACUCGCCUCGGUGGCCUCCAAGCUUAAGGAGUUUAUCGGCAACAUGAUAACCACUGCUGGAAAAGUUGUGGUGACCAUUUUACUCGGUUCAUCAGGUAUGAUGUUGCCGUCUUUGACCUCAUCUGUGUACUUCUUUGUAUUUUUGGGUCUGUGCACCUGGUGGUCCUGGUGCCGGACAUUUGAUCCAUUGCUGUUCAGCUGUCUCUGUGUGCUGCUGGCUAUUUUCACUGCGGGGCACUUGAUUGGACUUUAUUUAUACCAGUUCCAAUUCUUUCAAGAAGCAGUUCCACCCAAUGACUACUAUGCAAGGUUGUUUGGUAUCAAAUCAGUCAUUCAAACGGACUGUUCCAGCACGUGGAAGAUCGUAGCAAACCCAGACCUGUCAUGGUAUCACCAUGCCAACCCCAUAGUCCUGCUGGUGAUGUACUAUACGCUGGCAACUCUGAUCCGCAUCUGGCUGCAGGAACCCCUUGUGCAGGAUGACAGGACCAAAGAAGAGGACAGAACCCUGGCUUGUAGCCCCAUCCAAAUAACAGCUGAGAGGAGGCGAAGCCUGUGGUAUGCCACACAGUACCCAACGGAUGAGAGAAAACUUUUAUCCAUGACCCAAGAUGACUACAAACCAUCUGAUGGCCUGCUGGUGACCGUGAAUGGCAAUCCCGUAGACUACCACACCAUCCACCCCAGUCUCCCCGUAGAGAACGGCCCCGCCAAAGCCGACCUGUACUCCACCCCACAGUACCGGUGGGAGCCCUCUGAAGACUCCUCAGAAAAGAAAGAGGAAGAAGGAGAGGAGAAGGAAGACUUUGAGGAGGAAAGGAGCCAUGAGGAGAAACGAAGUGUUAAAGUUCAUGCCAUGGUCUCUGUGUUCCAGUUUAUUAUGAAACAAAGUUACAUCUGUGCCCUUAUUGCCAUGAUGGCUUGGAGCAUCACCUAUCACAGCUGGUUGACUUUUGUGUUGUUGAUUUGGUCAUGCACCCUUUGGAUGAUUCGCAACAGAAGAAAAUAUGCCAUGAUCAGCUCUCCUUUCAUGGUCGUCUAUGGAAAUCUGUUGCUGAUAUUACAGUAUAUAUGGAGUUUUGAACUUCCUGAAAUUAAAAAGGUCCCAGGAUUUUUAGAAAAGAAAGAGCCAGGAGAACUUGCCUCAAAGAUACUUUUCACCAUUACUUUUUGGCUACUGCUGAGGCAGCACCUCACGGAGCAAAAAGCUCUUCAAGAAAAGGAAGCUCUUUUAUCUGAGGUCAAAAUCAGAAGUCAGGAAAAUGAAGGAAAAGAUGAUGAGCAAGAGCUACAAAUGGAAGGAGAGGCUGAGGAGAAGGAGGGAGAGGAAGCAAAGGAAGAAAAGCAAGAGAGAAGGAAGGAAGAAGAAGAAGAAAUGGAAGAAGAUGACAACCAGGACAUCAUGAAAGUGCUGGGCAAUUUGGUGGUGGCCAUGUUCAUCAAGUAUUGGAUCUACGUGUGUGGAGGAAUGUUCUUCUUCGUCAGCUUCGAGGGUAAAAUUGUGAUGUACAAAAUCAUCUACAUGGUGCUGUUUCUGUUCUGUGUGGCCUUGUAUCAGGUGCACUACGAAUGGUGGAGGCGAAUCCUAAAAUAUUUUUGGAUGUCUGUGGUUAUUUACACUAUGCUGGUGCUUAUCUUUAUAUACACAUAUCAGUUUGAAAACUUCCCAGGCCUGUGGCAAAAUAUGACAGGAUUGAAAAAAGAAAAGCUCGAGGAUCUCGGCUUAAAACAGUUCACCGUAGCAGAACUAUUCACUCGCAUCUUCAUCCCAACCUCCUUUCUGUUGGUGUGCAUUUUACACCUCCACUACUUCCAUGAUCGGUUCCUGGAGCUCACGGACCUGAAGUCCAUUCCCAGCAAGGAAGACAGCGCCAUCUACAGCCAUGCCAAAGUCAAUGGGCGCGUAUAUCUAAUAAUAAAUAGACUGGCCCACCCUGAAGGAAGCCUUCCAGACCUUGCCAUGAUGAAUCUGACCGCCAGCCUGGAGAAGCCGGACUUGAAGAAGCUGGCUGAGUCUGGGGAGGACAAACCAGAGGAAUGCCCUGAAAAGGCUGAGCUUGGGAAAGACAGCGAAGAAGAGGAGGAAGGGGAGGAAGAGGAGGAGGAAGAGACAUCAGAUUUAAGAAACAAAUGGCAUCUGGUGAUUGACCGCCUCACCGUGCUCUUCUUAAAAUUCCUGGAGUAUUUUCACAAACUGCAGGUGUUCAUGUGGUGGAUUUUGGAGUUGCACAUCAUCAAAAUUGUUUCAUCGUACAUCAUCUGGGUCUCUGUGAAAGAGGUGUCACUGUUCAACUCUGUAUUUUUGAUUUCUUGGGCUUUUGCUCUGCCAUACGCCAAGCUACGCCGUCUGGCUUCAAGUGUCUGCACCGUCUGGACGUGUGUGAUCAUCGUCUGCAAAAUGUUGUACCAGCUGCAAACCAUUAAGCCUGAGAACUUUUCUGUUAACUGUUCCUUGCCAAAUGAAAACCAAACGAAUAUACCCAUCCACCAGUUGAACAAGUCUCAACUCUACAGCACUCCUAUUGACCCAACAGAAUGGGUCGGCCUGAGGAAAUCUUCCCCUCUGCUCGUCUACCUGAGGAAUAAUCUGCUGAUGCUGGCCAUUCUGGCCUUUGAGGUUACAAUUUACCGCCAUCAGGAAUACUAUCGAGGUCGAAACAACCUCAUGGCCCCUGUGUCUAAAACCAUCUUUCAUGACAUUACAAGACUCCAUCUAGAUGAUGGACUUAUUAAUUGUGCCAAAUAUUUCAUAAAUUACUUCUUCUACAAGUUUGGUCUGGAGACCUGUUUCCUAAUGUCAGUUAAUGUAAUCGGUCAGCGAAUGGAUUUCUAUGCCAUGAUUCACGCCUGCUGGCUAAUCGCUGUCUUGUAUCGGCGCAGAAGAAAGGCCAUUGCUGAGAUCUGGCCCAAGUACUGCUGCUUCCUGGCAUGCAUCAUCACCUUCCAGUAUUUCAUCUGCAUCGGCGUCCCUCCGGCUCCUUGCAGGGAUUACCCAUGGAGAUUCAAGGGUGCUAGCUUCAACGACAACAUCAUAAAGUGGCUGUACUUCCCAGACUUCAUCGUGAGGCCCAACCCCGUGUUUCUUGUCUAUGACUUCAUGCUGCUCCUGUGCGCCUCCUUGCAAAGGCAGAUCUUUGAGGAUGAAAACAAGGCUGCAGUGCGGAUCAUGGCAGGGGACAACGUGGAGAUCUGCAUGAACCUUGACGCGGCCUCCUUCAGCCAGCACAACCCCGUGCCAGAUUUCAUUCACUGCAGAUCGUACUUAGACAUGUCCAAAGUGAUCAUCUUCAGCUACCUCUUCUGGUUUGUCCUCACAAUCAUCUUCAUCACGGGGACAACCAGGAUCAGCAUCUUUUGCAUGGGUUACUUGGUGGCCUGCUUCUAUUUCCUGCUCUUUGGGGGUGAUUUGCUGCUGAAACCCAUCAGGAGCAUCCUGCGCUAUUGGGACUGGCUGAUUGCAUACAACGUUUUUGUGAUUACGAUGAAAAACAUAUUAUCAAUAGGAGCGUGUGGAUACAUUGAAAAAUUGGUUCAAAAUAGUUGCUGGUUGAUCCAAGCGUUCAGCCUGGCCUGUACAGUCAAAGGCUAUAAAAUGCCUGAUGAUGAUUCCUCAUGUAAACUCCCCAGUGGUGAAGCAGGAAUUAUUUGGGACAGCAUAUGUUUUGCCUUCCUCCUACUGCAGAGAAGAGUUUUCAUGAGUUACUAUUUCCUACAUGUUGUGGCUGAUAUAAAAGCUUCACAGAUCCUGGCAUCAAGAGGGGCUGAACUUUUCCAGGCCACAAUUGUAAAGGCCGUAAAGGCAAGAAUUGAGGAAGAGAAAAAAUCAAUGGAUCAACUGAAGAGGCAGAUGGAUCGCAUCAAAGCCAGGCAACAGAAAUACAAAAAGGGUAAGGAGAGGAUGCUGAGCUUGACCCAGGAAUCAGGGGAAGGCCAAGACAUCCAAAAACUCUCUGAAGAGGAUGACGAAAGAGAAGCAGACAAACAGAAAGCCAAGGGCAAAAAAAAGCAGUGGUGGCGGCCUUGGGUUGAUCAUGCUUCCAUGGUCAGGAGUGGAGAUUAUUAUUUGUUUGAAACGGAUAGUGAAGAGGAGGAAGAGGAAGAACUGAAAAAGGAAGAUGAAGAACCUCCGAGAAGGUCUGCUUUCCAGAGAGCUAUUGGGAAGUUUGCGUCGGCCAUUUUAGCCUUGCCAAAGUCUGUCAUUAAACUUCCCAAAACUAUUCUUCAGUAUUUAAUCAGAGCUGCAAAGUUUGUUUAUCAAGCCUGGAUCACGGACCCUAAAACAGCACUCCGACAGAGGCGCAAAGAGAAAAAAAGGUCUGCAAGAGAAGAACAGAAAAGAAGGAGAAAAGGAUCUGGGGAUGGUCCUGUGGAGUGGGAAGCCCGAGAGGAUGAACCAAUCAAAAAGAAAUCUGAUGGACCAGACAAUAUCAUCAAGAGGAUAUUUAAUAUUUUGAAAUUCACCUGGGUCCUGUUUCUGGCAACAGUGGAUAGUUUCACAACUUGGCUUAACUCCAUCUCAAGGGAGCAUAUUGACAUAUCUACGGUUCUGAGGAUUGAACGAUGCAUGCUGACCAGAGAAAUUAAAAAGGGCAACGUUCCCACCCGGGAGAGCAUCCACAUGUACUACCAGAACCACAUCAUGAACCUUUCCAGAGAGUCGGGACUGGACACCAUUGAUGACCGUCCCGGUGCGGCUUCAGGUGCACAGACAGCCCACAGGAUGGAUAGCUUAGAUUCACAUGACAGUAUCUCCAGCUGCUACACUGAAGCAACCAUGUUGUUCUCAAGGCAGUCUACCCUUGAUGAUUUAGAUGGACCAGAAACUGUUCCUAAAACAAGUGAGCGUGCUCGACCUAGGCUUCGUAAAAUGUUCAGCAUGGAUAUGUCCUCCUCAUCAGCUGACAGUGGCAGUUUAGCAUCAAGUGAGCCCACGCAGUGCACCAUGCUGUACUCGCGCCAGGGGACCACGGAAACCAUAGCGGAGGUGGAGGCCGAGCAGGAUGACGAGGCGGUGGCCAAAGACGCCGAUCAGGGAGGGGAGGAGGCCGCGGACUUGGGGCCGGUGGAGGCCUCGGAGGCCUCGGAGGCCGGCCUCACCCCAGAUGCCGAGCUGCCGCACUACUCCACCGAGGAUGGGGACGUGGAGGCGCCUCCCUCCUACAGCAAGGCGGUCAGCUUCGAGCGCCUGUCCUUCGGCUCGCGGGACGACUCUGCAGGCCAGAGCCACAUGGCCGUGAGCCCUGACGAGAGCCGCUCAGACAGGCUCGAGUCCAGCAUCUUACCGCCCCUGACUCACGAGCUGACGGCCAGCGAGCUGCUGCUGAACAAGAUGUUCCAUGAUGACGAGCUGGAAGAGUCUGAAAAAUUCUACGUUGGCCAACCCCGGUUCUUGCUGUUGUUCUAUGCCAUGUACAACACUCUGGUGGCCCGCUCAGAAAUGGUGUGUUAUUUUGUGAUCAUCCUCAACCACAUGGUCUCUGCCUCCAUGAUCACCCUUGUGCUUCCCAUUCUGAUCUUCCUCUGGGCCAUGCUGUCUGUGCCCAGGCCCAGUAGACGAUUCUGGAUGAUGGCCAUUGUCUACACAGAGGUGGCAAUUGUGGUCAAGUAUUUCUUCCAAUUUGGCUUCUUUCCCUGGAACAAGAACGUGGAAUUGAACAAAGAUAAACCUUUCCACCCACCGAAUAUCAUAGGAGUGGAGAAGAAAGAAGGCUACGUCCUUUAUGAUCUCAUUCAGCUCUUGGCUCUUUUCUUCCAUCGGUCCAUUUUGAAGCACCCCGUAAACGCCCCUGCCCAAGACCCAGACCCACUGGCACCGGAACAAGCAGAAAACUCAGAGUUUUUCCAGCCUAAGGAAAUCAUGCGACAGAUACCUCUUUUGGACCUAUUGGAAGAAAAGCUGGAUCUGGGCGAUAUCUGGGAGCUACUGCCCGAUCGCUUCCUCCGGAUGGCCGUGGGCUGCUCCGGGAAGGACACGUGCACCGACUCCGCUGACGCGGCCAGCCACGGCAGCACAAGCACCCGAAACAGCAGUCAAAAAGGAAGCAGUGUUUUGAGCAUCAAGCAGAAAAGUAAAAGGGAACUUUAUAUGGAAAAGCUUCAAGAACAUUUAAUCAAAGCAAAAGCAUUUACCAUAAAGAAGACUUUGCAAAUAUAUGUGCCCAUCAGACAGUUCUUCUACAACCUCAUCCAUCCAGACUACAGUGCUGUGACCGAUGUGUAUGUGCUCAUGUUCCUGGCUGACACUGUUGACUUUGUCAUCAUCGUCUUUGGCUUCUGGGCCUUUGGGAAACACUCAGCAGCAGCAGACAUCACCUCUUCGCUGUCAGAGGACCAGGUGCCUGGGCCUUUUUUGGUGAUGGUCCUAAUUCAGUUUGGAACCAUGGUCGUGGACCGAGCACUAUACCUCAGGAAGACCGUCCUGGGAAAGGUCAUUUUCCAGGUCAUUCUUGUGUUUGGAAUUCACUUCUGGAUGUUCUUCAUCUUGCCUGGUGUGACUGAGAGGAAAUUCAGCCAGAACCUGGUUGCUCAGCUUUGGUACUUUGUGAAAUGUGUUUACUUUGGGUUGUCUGCCUACCAAAUCCGUUGUGGCUACCCAACGCGAGUCCUUGGAAACUUCCUCACCAAGAGCUACAAUUAUGUCAACCUCUUCUUGUUUCAAGGGUUCCGCCUCGUUCCCUUUCUGACUGAGCUGAGGGCUGUGAUGGACUGGGUGUGGACAGACACGACCUUGAGCCUCUCCAGCUGGAUCUGUGUGGAGGACAUCUACGCUCACAUAUUCAUCCUGAAGUGUUGGCGGGAGUCUGAAAAAAGAUACCCGCAGCCCCGGGGGCAGAAGAAGAAGAAAGUGGUGAAGUAUGGCAUGGGAGGCAUGAUCAUCGUUCUGCUCAUCUGCAUUGUCUGGUUUCCCCUUCUCUUCAUGUCCUUGAUCAAAUCUGUGGCGGGGGUCAUCAACCAGCCCCUGGACGUCUCGGUCACAAUCACCCUGGGAGGGUACCAGCCUAUUUUCACAAUGAGUGCACAGCAAAGCCAGUUGAAAGUUAUGGAUCAGCCCAAGUUUAAUAAAUUUAUGAAAGCUUUUUCUAGGGACACUGGUGCUAUGCAAUUUCUGGAAAAUUAUGAAAAAGAAGACAUAACUGUAGCAGAACUGGAAGGAAACUCAAAUUCUUUGUGGACCAUCAGCCCUCCCAGUAAGCAGAAAAUGAUAAGCGAACUCAUGGACCCCAAUAGUAGCUUCUCUGUUGUUUUUUCAUGGAGUAUUCAGAGAAACAUGAGUUUGGGUGCAAAGGCAGAAAUUGCAACCGAUAAGCUUUCUUUUCCUCUUAAAAAUACCACACGAGAACAUAUAGCUAAAAUGAUAGCCGGCAACAACACGGAAAGUUCAAGAACACCGGUGACUAUAGAAAAGAUCUACCCAUAUUACGUGAAAGCACCUAGUGAUUCGAAUUCAAAACCUAUAAAGCAACUUUUGUCUGAAAAUAACUUCAUGAAUAUCACCAUCAUUUUGUCCAGAGACAAUACAACUAAAUCUAACAGUGAGUGGUGGGUUCUCAACCUGACUGGAAACAGAAUAUACAAUCAGCACGCUCAGGCCUUGGAACUGGUGGUCUUCAAUGACAAAGUCAGCCCGCCCAGUCUGGGGUUCCUGGCUGGCUAUGGUAUCAUGGGAUUGUAUGCUUCGGUUGUCCUUGUGAUUGGGAAGUUUGUCCGUGAAUUCUUCAGUGGGAUUUCUCACUCCAUCAUGUUUGAAGAGCUUCCAAAUGUGGACCGAAUUCUGAAGUUGUGCACAGAUAUUUUUUUAGUUCGAGAGACAGGGGAGCUGGAACUCGAGGAAGAUCUCUAUGCCAAAUUAAUAUUCCUGUACCGCUCACCAGAAACCAUGAUCAAAUGGACUAGAGAAAAAACAAAUUGA
Messenger RNA from Puma concolor (puma), 8490 nucleotides. The record is from RefSeq and is a predicted model, not a curated record. Lineage: Eukaryota; Metazoa; Chordata; Mammalia; Carnivora; Felidae.